Molecule: messenger RNA, 789 nt
Organism: Lindgomyces ingoldianus
Lineage: Eukaryota; Fungi; Ascomycota; Dothideomycetes; Pleosporales; Lindgomycetaceae
Exons: 5
Coding region: 37-789 (250 amino acids)
Biological process (GO): mycotoxin biosynthetic process
Source: RefSeq, a predicted model, not a curated record
UGACAAUGUGUGAGUAAAUCCACUCAGCCGUACAGCAUGAAACAAGAAGAAGAGCAUCUCCUAGACCACGAGUCCGACGUUGCACACACUUCUCUUAUAUCGGAUCACAAUUCAAAUCGUUCUCCCUGGCUCACUGCAUACUUUGUUACAAUUCAUUUUCUCCUCUUAUGCUGCUUUGCUGUGGCGGUUUCUUUGGCGACAGAGAGCCUGCGUAAUAGCUUGCCUUAUACCAUCUUCCCCGAACUUCAGUCGCUUCAAUAUACCGUCAAAUUCGAGCACGCAACAAAUCACACCCAGUACAGCGCAUAUUCAGGCCCACCGAAUGAUGUCAAUGCGGUUGCAUGGGAAGCCUUGAUUGAACCAUUAGAGCUCCAACAUGCCGGUAUCCGACCCGAAACCGCGGUUAAGGUUAAGGACGGGGGGUUCAUUGCGGCGUUGGGCGUGUACCACGAGCUUCAUUGUUUGAAUAAGUUGCGAUACUUCCUUUACGAUCGCUUCUCUAUGCCUAACGUCACGCAAACUGCCCUUGAUUAUUGGACAGACCACUUAGAUCAUUGCAUAGAGGUCCUUCGAAUCUCUCUAAUGUGCACAGCAGAUCUCAGUCUUUAUACGUUCAGCUGGCCGGACGAUCCGGAUGCGAUUUUCCUGAACGCUCACUCCAAUUCCCCGCGUAAAUGUGUUAAAUGGGAGCAACUGGAACGGUGGAGCACGAAAAGAAAAAUCUCGUUAUCACCAGUACUUCUGAAGACGGCUCCGAACAAAUCCAAUCCAAAAGAGGACAGCAUAUGA